This is a messenger RNA of Triticum urartu, 968 nucleotides long. The record is from RefSeq and is a predicted model, not a curated record. NCBI's taxonomy places the organism in Eukaryota, Viridiplantae, Streptophyta, Magnoliopsida, Poales, Poaceae.
CCCAAAACCCGCCUCCUCUGCUCAGAAGAGAGAGAGAGAGAGAGAGAAACGCCUCACAUCCCGAGCAUCUCUCUGUCUCUUCGAGUGGUGGGCCCCAUGUCGUCGUCGGCGGCGCACCAGAAGGCGGCCGCGGCGGCUCCCGUCGAGGAGGAGGAGGCCGGGGAGCACGGGCCUUUCCCCAUCGAGCACCUCCAGGCAUCUGGAAUAGCUGCAGUUGAUGUGAAAAAGCUCAAAGAUGCUGGUCUUUGCACAGUGGAGUCUGUAGCUUAUUCUCCAAGGAAAGAUCUUUUGCAAAUUAAAGGGAUUAGUGAAGCCAAAGUCGAUAAGAUAAUUGAAGCAGCUUCGAAGUUGGUUCCACUGGGAUUUACUAGUGCUACCCAACUUCAUGCGCAGAGGCUCGAGAUUAUCCAAGUUACAACAGGAUCAAGAGAACUUGAUAAAAUAUUGGAGGGAGGAAUAGAAACAGGAUCUAUCACGGAGCUUUAUGGUGAAUUUAGGUCUGGGAAGACUCAGUUGUGCCAUACUCUCUGUGUCACAUGUCAGCUCCCACUGGACCAAGGUGGUGGUGAAGGAAAGGCUCUUUAUAUUGACGCAGAAGGCACAUUCAGACCACAAAGACUCCUCCAGAUAGCAGACAGGUUUGGACUGAAUGGUGCUGAUGUACUUGAGAAUGUAGCUUAUGCUAGAGCAUAUAAUACUGAUCAUCAAUCAAGACUUCUGCUGGAAGCAGCUUCCAUGAUGGUGGAGACAAGGUUUGCGCUUAUGGUUAUAGAUAGUGCCACAGCCUUAUACAGAACUGACUUCUCUGGUAGAGGGGAGCUAUCAGCAAGGCAAAUGCAUCUGGCCAAGUUUCUCAGGAGCCUUCAGAAAUUAGCGGAUGAGUUCGGGGUGGCAGUGGUAAUCUCCAACCAGGUAGUGGCCCAAGUGGAUGGCUUUGUGCGAUAGUUUGCUGGGCCACCAAUCAAACC